GCCGUAUCCUGGUAACCUCACCUCUGAGUCGCUCUGGUCGACAACUGCUCCAUCCAACACAAUGUAGUCUCCAUCUAUCGACGUAAGCACUUAUGCCAUAGCAGCAAUCAACUUCAUACAGCAGCAAUACAUAUUCAUCUCUCGCAUCCACGCCUCACAAGAAACUGUAGUCCAUCACCAGUACCGUAACAGCAAUAUCCGCGACCAUGACCCAAAUCAAAGACUCCCCCGAAGUCAAAGCCAUCAAAUCCCUCAUCCAAGCCUUCUUCGACGCGAUCAAUGCCGCCGACAUCGAGGGUCUCGGCACCUACUUCGCUCACGAGGCAAACCUAACCAUCAUCCGACAAGAACCUCCUCGAUCACCCUCCUCCGAAUCGACAUCUUCUUACCCUCAAUUCGCCAAUAUCCCCUCCCCACCUCCAACAGCCUACCAACAACAAACGUCUCAAGAGAAAGAGAAAGAAUCUCUCAAAGUCGUGAUCCGCACCGAUAUAGCCCACUUCCUCGCCCUCCUCGAAGAAGGCCGCAAAAGACGCGAAGGACAACCGGAUCUGCACAUUUUCGAGAAACCAGAUCUAGAACGUACGGAAGUAAAAGUUGAUGCUCUGUUCGCUAUGGCUUGGUGUCCGUUUAGUGUGACGUUUGCGGAGAAGUUGCAUCAUUAUGGAACGUUGGUUUUUACGGUUGGGAAAGAGGCAGAAGAAGCACAGUGGAAGAUUGAGGGUUUGACGCAGAAUUAUAGGAGGAGUGUGGGGUGGGAGGGGGAGAAAGAGUUCAUGUAGAUCGUAAGAGAUCGGAUACGAUCGGCGAAAGGUCGUGGAGAUGUCUGCAAAGAAGAGGAGUUAAAACGCUUGCGUUGCUCAAACUACGUAGUGCGGUAGGACAGUCGGUCUCAUCCUGCGAGAUUCGCAGACCGCAUGAAUCAACUCUCAAAAGUCCUUCCAACCA
This is a messenger RNA of Cercospora beticola, 948 nucleotides long. RefSeq lists its product as uncharacterized. NCBI's taxonomy places the organism in Eukaryota, Fungi, Ascomycota, Dothideomycetes, Mycosphaerellales, Mycosphaerellaceae. The record is from RefSeq and is a predicted model, not a curated record.